GUGCUCUCGUGUGCUUUUCUAUCACCGACCUCUUCUCCUCUCCUACUGCAACUGCCCACUUCUCGUCGGUUCGGUACUUGGUCAGUUACACAGCGAAUCCUCUGUCCUCCAGUGGAAAGGCAGCAGUAUUUGUAUCGUUACACUCCCAUCCUCGUCUACCUCACUGCCUCUCAACCUCCGCCGUCUCCCGCAGAGGUCUUAUCAUGAAGGCAGUUGAACUCGCCCUUUUGGGGAGUGCGCUCGUUGCUGGCGUUUCCGCGAGAAUUCCAGGUCCUGUGGUCCACAAUGGAAGGCACCAAGGCCCUCAGCUCCAAGUCCGGAAACGACAGCUGCCCGCAGAACCUACCGACGUGCAGACCAUCAUCAGCCCCAAUGGUGUGAACAUCACCUACAAAGAGCCUGGUCAAGCGGGUGUCUGUGAGACCACCCCAGGUGUCAACUCCUAUGCUGGCUUCAUCAACCUGGCACCGGACGUGCACAGCUUCUUCUGGUUCUUCGAGUCGAGGAAUGAUCCUGCGAAUGAUCCAAUCACACUCUGGCUGAAUGGUGGUCCGGGAAGUGAUUCGCUCAUUGGGCUGUUCGAAGAACAUGGACCAUGCAACAUCACCGAAGACCUGAUUUCCCAAUUGAACCCGUACUCAUGGAACGAAGCUUCGAACAUGAUCUACCUCAGUCAACCUCUUGGUGUUGGAUUUUCGUACGGCUCAAAGGCACCGGGCUCUUUGGACCCAAUCACGGGAAGCUUCUUGAAUGCAUCUCAGGCGAAUGUCACAGGCAGAUACCCUGUCAUCAAUGCAUCUGCUAUUGACACCACGCAACUGGCUGCGAUCGCCGCCUGGGAAGUCUUGCAGGGCUUCUACUCUGCCCUGCCCCAGCUUGACUCAAGAGUCCAAUCCACGAAGUUCAACCUCUGGACUGAAUCUUAUGGCGGCCACUAUGGUCCCGCAUUCUUCGACUACUUCCAGCAACACAACCAGGCCAUUCUCAAUGGCACAGAAACUGGCAAAUACUUCGAGUUUGUGAACCUGGGUAUCAUCAACGGAAUCAUCUCCGAGUACAUUCAAGCACCUGAAUACCCCAAGUUUGCGGUGGGAAACACCUACGGCAUUCCGCUCGUCAACCAGACCGUCUACGACUACAUGACCUUCGCUACCUACAUGACCAAUGGAUGCUUGGACCAGAUCGCGCUGUGUGCCGAAGUGGAUACUACCACGCUCAGUGGCCAGGCCAUCUGCACCGAGGCCGCAGACAUGUGUCGCGACAACGUAGAGAGUCCUUAUUACUACGAAGGCGCAGACAGAGGCGUCUACGACAUCCGCCAUCCAAUGGAUGACCCGACACCACCGACGUACUUCAUCGACUAUCUCAAUUCCCCUAAUGUCCAGAACGCCCUCGGCGUCGACACGAACUACACGAGCGAUGCCAACAACGAAGUGUAUCUUGCGUUCCAAGACACCGGUGACUUUGUGUACAUCAACCUGCUCGAGGACUUGGAGCAAAUCAUCAAUAGCUCGUCCGUGCGUGUGACCCUCGCGUACGGCGAUGCGGACUACAUCUGCAACUGGUUCGGUGGCCAGGCUGUGUCAUUGGCCGCACAAUGGCCGCAUGCUGCUGAGUUCGCUGCUUCUGGCUACACUCCUUUCAUGGUGGACGGCGUCGAGUAUGGCGAGACGCGCGAGUACGGAAACUUCUCGUUCACCCGAAUCUACGAGUCCGGACAUGAGAUUCCGUACUAUCAACCCAUUGCAGCGCUUGGUCUCUUCUCCCGCGCCAUCAACGGCUUGGACAUUGCGACAGGGACGUUCCCUGUCAACGGCACCAAUGGCGGUGCCACGGGCCCAGCCUCAGCCACGCACACUGAGUCGUCGGUUGCGCUGUCCACGUCGACCGCGGCAAGCACUGCGUCAGCACUGCCACUGCCGCGGUUCCGGAGAGAUGAGCGUUGGUCAUCUUGAAUGGGGGCCGUGAAGCUCGAGUCUCGUUGAAAGCCAAAGCAGAGAUAAUGAUAAUGAAUAAGAGCGCAGCAGUAAUCGAAUGGCUGUCCAAAUAUAGAUGCAAGACCAUUGUUCGCAUGAUUCUCCUUUCAGACGAUGUGUUGCGAGUCUUGGACUACUCGUGACUCAGCAUAACUACGUCAUCAUCGGAGAGGCCAAAAGAGUGCCAGGCUUCCUCCAGCCUCAAGUCUCUCGACAUUGCGAUUGUAUACGCAGAACGUCAACUAUAUUCACUGACCAAAGUACAUUCAACGACACCUUAGUGAAGUC
Messenger RNA from Exophiala viscosa, 2264 nucleotides. RefSeq names its product carboxypeptidase D. Gene Ontology annotation, molecular function: serine-type carboxypeptidase activity. Gene Ontology annotation, biological process: proteolysis. The coding region runs from base 204 to 1955 and encodes 583 amino acids. NCBI's taxonomy places the organism in Eukaryota, Fungi, Ascomycota, Eurotiomycetes, Chaetothyriales, Herpotrichiellaceae. Gene Ontology annotation, cellular component: fungal-type vacuole. The transcript is spliced from 5 exons. The record is from RefSeq and is a predicted model, not a curated record.